Molecule: messenger RNA, 488 nt
Organism: Xyrauchen texanus (razorback sucker)
Lineage: Eukaryota; Metazoa; Chordata; Actinopteri; Cypriniformes; Catostomidae
Product: 26S proteasome complex subunit SEM1
Exons: 3
Coding region: 64-276 (70 amino acids)
Biological process (GO): double-strand break repair via homologous recombination; mRNA export from nucleus; proteasome assembly
Cellular component (GO): proteasome regulatory particle, lid subcomplex; proteasome complex
Source: RefSeq, a predicted model, not a curated record
CGUCCCCUUGUUACAGGAGCGUCCACGAGAAGCUGUGUCGAGCGGGUGGAACAGUAGCAAGACAUGUCAGAGAAGAAACAAACAGUGGAUUUGGGGUUGUUGGAGGAGGACGACGAAUUUGAAGAAUUCCCUGCAGAGGACUGGACAGGCCUGGAUGAAGAUGAGGAUGCCCAUGUUUGGGAGGAUAACUGGGAUGAUGACAACGUAGAGGAUGAUUUUUCUAAUCAGCUCAGAGCGGAGCUUGAAAAACAUGGAUACAAGAUGGAAACCUCCUAACAGUUGGAUUACUUUUUUUUUUCUUUUUUUUUUUCUCCCAGAUUUGAAUAUUGUCAGUUUGGCCUGUCAAUAAAAAUGUGACUUAUCUUAUUUCUGUUGGAAGCCCAACAUCAUAAAACUGGUCAAUCUGCGAUCAAUGCGUUUAUUUUUAUUUUUCCUACCGCAUAUACCAUUUAUGUAUUAAUUGUGAUAAUAAAGAGAUGCUUUCCCUA